This is a messenger RNA of Staurois parvus, 798 nucleotides long. The record is from the annotation of a GenBank genome assembly. NCBI's taxonomy places the organism in Eukaryota, Metazoa, Chordata, Amphibia, Anura, Ranidae.
UUUGGAAUCAUAUCUACCUGUCAUUCUGCUGAUCGUGUGACUGUUGUGAAUUUCUUGCUGGAUUGUCGGGAGAAGGCCCACCAGGGCUCUUUUCUCUGCCUCACAAAAUCCAUCAAACUGGCGAUGUCGCGAGUACCAAGUCCCCCUCCCCCGGCUGAGAUGUCCACUGGCCCCGUGGCUGAAAGCUGGUGUUAUACGCAGAUAAAAGUCGUGAAAUUUUCCUACAUGUGGACCAUCAAUAACUUUAGUUUCUGCCGAGAGGAGAUGGGGGAGGUGAUCAAAAGCUCCACUUUCUCCUCGGGAGCCAAUGAUAAGCUCAAAUGGUGCCUCCGUGUGAAUCCUAAAGGAUUAGAUGAAGAGAGCAAGGACUAUUUGUCUCUCUACCUGCUGCUGGUCAGCUGUCCAAAGAGUGAGGUGCGCGCCAAAUUCAAAUUCUCCAUCCUCAAUGCCAAGGGUGAAGAAACCAAGGCGAUGGAGAGCCAGCGAGCUUACCGCUUUGUUCAAGGCAAAGACUGGGGUUUUAAGAAAUUCAUUCGCAGAGAUUUCCUGCUCGAUGAGGCCAAUGGCCUUCUCCCAGAUGAUAAGCUGACCCUCUUCUGCGAGGUCAGCGUCGUUCAAGAUUCUGUCAACAUUUCUGGACAGAACACCAUGAACAUGGUGAAAGUACCGGAAUGUCGUCUUGCUGAUGAACUCGGAGGAUUAUGGGAGAACUCUCGUUUCACUGACUGCUGUCUGUGCGUUGCUGGGCAGGAAUUCAAAGCACACAAAGCCAUCCUUGCAGGUCUGUUUGCGUUUUAG